AUCGGGCCGUUAUACAUGAUUUCCGGCUUCGGAGGUAGCUUGACGUCUGUUUUAUCUCUGGCUAGGAAAAGUAUCGUCUCCGUUGGUGCAUCCGGUGCGCUUUUUGGCCUGUUGGGAUCCAUGCUUUCGGAGCUCAUUACGAACUGGUCGAACUAUACGAACAAGUGUUCAGCUCUGUCGACGAUGUUGUUGAUUAUUUGCCUGAAUCUUGCCAUUGGAUUUCUACCUCGAGUCGAUAAUUCCGCUCAUAUAGGAGGGUUUGUAUCCGGAUUGCUUGCCGGAUUUGUCCUUCUAAUGCGACCUCAGUACGGAUACAUAAGCAGCAAGCAUGUUCCAGAGGGAUAUCAGAUAAAACAUAAGGUUGCAAAGCACCAAGUGCACCAGUAUGUGUUAUUUGGUAUCUCCUUAGUCCUGUUAAUUACCGGAUUUGCAGUUGGCUUACAAAGGCUUAGAAGGCCAUAGUUUUUAAAACCAAGCCUUGCAUGGUGGAUUAGGAGACUAUUCUUUGUAUGGUAUCAUAAACUCCCUUUUCAUCCUGUUUUUAUGUGCAGAGUAAAAUGGGAACGAUACGUUCGAGCUUUCAGUACAUUUCGACAUGGUUUUCAUGAGGCAGAAUUUGAACCCUGCAUCCCUAGCUCUCAUUCAAAGGAUUAUAAUCAAUAGGCUAUAUAGGACUAUUAUAGAUAUAAAUGUAUACCCUUGAUGCAUUCUUAUAUAUGCAUGCACAAAUCUUCAAUUGUUCUUGUUUCAAUCAAACAUUACUUUGAGGAGGCUAUUAUCUUCCCCCAUAGAAACUACCUGUUUAAUAGGGCAUGAACCAGUGUAAUAAACACGAACAACGCCACA
This is a messenger RNA of Gossypium arboreum, 846 nucleotides long. Its product is annotated as RHOMBOID-like protein 5. Bases 16 to 462 code for a protein of 148 amino acids. Gene Ontology annotation, biological process: proteolysis. Gene Ontology annotation, cellular component: membrane. The transcript is spliced from 3 exons. The record is from RefSeq and is a predicted model, not a curated record. Gene Ontology annotation, molecular function: serine-type endopeptidase activity. NCBI's taxonomy places the organism in Eukaryota, Viridiplantae, Streptophyta, Magnoliopsida, Malvales, Malvaceae.